AUGGCUGCCGUUGCUGAAACUCCCCAACGACCUGCCACCCUCGCAGAUUGCUCCGACGACCACAUCACAAGUCGAAUCGUUCCUAUCCCGACUCCCAAGAUCCAGAUGACGGCCCCUUCACCCGGAGAGCCGAUGGAAAUCAGCUCUCCAACCAAGCCUUUUGCCAAGAUGGCCUCCAGCGCCGGCGCCAGCCCGACCUCCAGCGGCCCCGUCGCCCACAACGGUAUCGUGAACGCGAACGCCAGCGCCCACGCCCGUUCUACGAGCGCAGACGAUGCGAACGCCAAUGCCAACGGUGCCGCGCCGACAUCCACGCCGACCUCCAGCGAGAAGAAGCCCAUCCCAUCGGCCGACCAAUCUGCGCUAUCCAAUCCCUCUUCGAUGCCCGCGCCCCCUGCUGCCGCCGCGGCCGCCGUACAUCAGCCAAAGAUUGUCCAGACGGCAUUCAUACACAAGUUGUAUAAUAUGCUUGAGGAUCAAAGCAUCCAGCACCUGAUCUCAUGGUCACCCAGCGCCGAAAGCUUCGUUAUGUCUCCGACAGCAGAUUUCUCAAAAGUCUUGGCGUAUGAUGUCCUCACACCUCCCGACUUCCUCGCCGCGCAAUGA
Messenger RNA from Scedosporium apiospermum, 606 nucleotides. RefSeq lists its product as uncharacterized. NCBI's taxonomy places the organism in Eukaryota, Fungi, Ascomycota, Sordariomycetes, Microascales, Microascaceae. Gene Ontology annotation, molecular function: DNA-binding transcription factor activity; sequence-specific DNA binding. Gene Ontology annotation, biological process: regulation of DNA-templated transcription. Bases 1 to 606 code for a protein of 201 amino acids. The transcript has 2 exons. The record is from RefSeq and is a predicted model, not a curated record.